AUGCAAAAGGAUGAGCAAUUUAAAGAGGCAUACGUCAACUUCAUGGACGAGUAUCUCCAACUGGGACACAUGAGACCAUUGACAGCACGAGAGAUUAAAGAUCCUGUAGGCAUGUCAAAUUAUAUCCCUCACCAGGGGAUCUGGCAGCGCGCUGAUAAUGCAAUGAAGUUUCGAGUUGUCUUCGAUGCUUCUCGGAAAACAACAUCAGGUAGAAGUCUGAACGAUGUCCUUCACUCUGGCCCAAAACUGCAGAACAGCCUGGCUGCCGUGAUUAGUCGUUGGAGAAGACACAAGGUAGCCUACUGCGCUGACAUUAAGAUGAUGGUUAGACAGAUCCUAGUCAGACAGUCAGACACUCACCUGCAACGAGUAAUCUGGAGCCCCGACCAAGACCAAUCCCCGAAGCAUUUCGCUCUGCUCACGGUAACAUAUGGAGAGACUUGCGCUCCGUACCUAGCCCUUCGCACCCUACAACAGCUCUGCAAGGAUGAAGGAGGUGCAUUUCCGGAGGCAGUAAAAUCAAUCAUGCAAGACCUCUACGUCUCGACUUCUUAA
Messenger RNA from Leptopilina heterotoma, 555 nucleotides. RefSeq lists its product as uncharacterized. The record is from RefSeq and is a predicted model, not a curated record. The transcript has a single exon. Lineage: Eukaryota; Metazoa; Arthropoda; Insecta; Hymenoptera; Figitidae. Bases 1 to 555 code for a protein of 184 amino acids.